CUCACUUUUAGAUCGAUUUUAACUUUUCCCUGGGUGGAGUUAGGCGGCAAAGUUAACAUCACGUGCGCUAAGACAGGUUACAACGCUUCGAUCACGUUUCACACCAAGCCGUUUUAUGGCGGGAAACUUCACCGCGUCACGGGUGAAGUUAAGAACACUUCAACAGGACGGGUGAUCUGUAAAGUUAAUGGCGAGUGGAAUGGAAAAAUAGAAAUCAGCUUCACAAGUCACCAGGUUUGUGUUUAUUUAAAAGCUUCUUUUUUCAAACUGAAACCAUACGGGUGACUUUGUGCUUUCACAAAUUGCCUAUAAGUCUUUCAUGUAAAAGGCUCCGGGAACACUGAAUUUGUUGUUUCUCCUUCAGGAAGAACCAAAAAUUAUUGACACCAGAGAACUUCCAGUUUUUGGAAAGAGAGUUUGUCCGGAAUCAACUCAAGACGAGUGCGAGUCGCUACGUUUGUGGCAUAAAGUGACGCAUGCACUUAAGAAUGACGACAUCGAGUCUGCAACGUCAGCAAAACGCGAAGUGAGUUUUCAUUAGCGUAUCCCAGCGUCCUUUGGGGCUCGAGAAUUUUUAGCCAAUUAACUUACAGAAUUACUUCCUUUAUUGAAAUAUAGACGACUGGAAACAUAUGUAUUUCUUUCUACACCUCAGCUCUCAGUGUAAUUUUGGGUAUAACUGUAAAAGGCGCAUAUGAAACGUAGUUCUAAGUUGUGGAGGCUAAUUUAUACGUUAAGAGACGAGCUUAGUAAUGAGAUGGGUUGUUGAAAUUCCAAAGCGCCCCGCAUGUCUACUGCACACUUGCAAGACACGGCCGUCUCUUUUUCAGUCGUUGAAAGUCUUCCCGUGCUUGGCACCGGUUUGUUUAUUGUUUAUUGUUUUGUUUGCCAUAAGUUAUACAAAGCAAAAAAAAAUCUAAUUAUUUAAACUCUCAUGGCGAGGAAGCCCAAGAGAAGCCACCGGGCUUAUAAGGAAUAGGCUCCCUCAGUUAGAUAAUUAGAACAACUGAUUAUCAUAAUUACACAUGGGAAAAUUCGUACGGAAGACCACCGCAAUCAUGCGGAUCUUUCAGCAUCGCAAGAGGUUGUGACAAAGUAACAUCGACCUAAGGGAGGGUUUGUGUUCAGCGGUUUUCGUGAAAACAAGGGUUGGUGGGGGUUGCUUGGUCUCGUGGGCUCACAAAACCUCCCUUAGGUCGAUAUCGCAUGAGAGUGGGGGAAGGGGGAUCAAGGCGGUCCAAGACUCCCGCCUUCCAUACCUUGCAUUUCCGGCUCGCGCCCUUUUUUCCUUGACUUCCUCCCUUUAGCCAACUUCUCUCCCGCCUCCCAUACCCCUCCCGUUCCCUAUUCUCCCGGUCUUUCUGUCCCCUGUUCUCCCCUGCAUGACAAGUGUUUUCAUAUGAUUUCGUAAUCACCAAACACAUUUGGACGAUUAUAUGGUAACUAAGCUUUACUUGAAAUCCGUUUUUUUGGGUCGAUUGUUCAUGGAUAUAAAAUGCAAGUAAAUAAUGAUCAAUUCGCUCUGCAAAAGAAUCCUCUGCGAUUGAGUUCGCGUCUAAGGUUUUAGUGAUUUGGUUUAGGGUUUUCCGCUGAUAGAGGCUUGAUGCCCCACUAAAUUUUCAAUUCUAGCUUGAGGAAAAACAAAGAAAAGAAGCCAGAGAGAGAAAAGAAGCUGGUGUAGAAUGGAAAACAAAGGUUAGUUGUUCUUCAUUCAUGUAA
Molecule: messenger RNA, 1719 nt
Organism: Porites lobata
Lineage: Eukaryota; Metazoa; Cnidaria; Anthozoa; Scleractinia; Poritidae
Source: the annotation of a GenBank genome assembly